This is a messenger RNA of Phytophthora nicotianae INRA-310, 825 nucleotides long. RefSeq lists its product as hypothetical. Lineage: Eukaryota; Oomycota; Peronosporomycetes; Peronosporales; Peronosporaceae. The transcript has a single exon. Bases 148 to 519 code for a protein of 123 amino acids. The record is from RefSeq and is a predicted model, not a curated record.
ACACCAAUCACGUCUCCCACCACUACAUCCAGUGAAAACGAGUUUCGCAGUGAUUCCACCAAUUGUCGUUCAGCGACAUUGUUUGUUAGAGAUAUCCCGUCGCUCACACACCCAGAUAGUAGAAUAUAAGCCUCGGCAAGCUUGAAGAUGUCGAUCACAACGCGGCAUGAGCUUCUGCUUUCUCUCCGAAGGCUAAGGUCCCGCUUUUUCCGCUCCAAGCUGUCGAUGUCCUUCAACAAUUGCUUCACAUUCAAUCGGAUGGCACGUUGUCGCUCGCGGUAUCGCUGUUGGUUAAUCCGGCACCGCUCCAGUCGCUUCGCGGGCGUCUUGGAAUUGGUUGACUCCUUUACGAAGACAGUGUGCGUGUUCGUUGGUGCGCGGCUUGUGCUGGGCUCACGGCAUCUUGUUGUCGGUGUCUUGGUUAUUUUCCGUUCUCCAGACGCGCCAGUUACCCUUGGAUUGGACCAAUUGACAAGGCUGCAGUCAAAAACAGGAGAUUUGGUGUCAGGAGGGUGGUAAUCGGCGUCAAUACCCAGAGAACAGUGCCGCCCUCUUUGAAAUCGGGGUUGAACGGGACCAAUCAGACUGUCCGUCAGUGGUCUCCGGUCGUGGCGUAGCAUUCUUCGUUGGGUUUCGAAGGGACUUCGUAUCGGGUGCGACGAAUUUGUUUUGAUGGUUGAAGACUGGUUCUUGAGCUGGAUUACGAGGAUAUGCUCUGUAGCCCACUGUAACGUAAUACAUGGGCGAAGGCGAACCAUAGAACUGAUAACAUGUGUUUCGCACAAAUGCGGAAUCAAUCGAGAAUACAAACAGUUAUCUAGGCAC